Nymphalis io (European peacock) is the source of this 1317-nucleotide messenger RNA. RefSeq names its product fatty acyl-CoA reductase wat-like. Gene Ontology annotation, biological process: long-chain fatty-acyl-CoA metabolic process. The record is from RefSeq and is a predicted model, not a curated record. Gene Ontology annotation, molecular function: alcohol-forming very long-chain fatty acyl-CoA reductase (NADP+) activity. The coding region runs from base 1 to 1317 and encodes 438 amino acids. Gene Ontology annotation, cellular component: peroxisome. NCBI's taxonomy places the organism in Eukaryota, Metazoa, Arthropoda, Insecta, Lepidoptera, Nymphalidae. The transcript has 11 exons.
AUGUUGCUCCGAGUAAAGAAGGGAAAAGCUGUCCAAGAAAGACUUAAAGCUGUUUUGGAUGAUCCGCUUUUCGAAGAACUACUUAAGGAACAGCCAAACUUUGUUAACAAACUCGAGAUUGUAGAAGGUGAUUCUAGCGAAGAUAACCUGGGUAUUGAUGAUAAGACCUGGGCGAGGCUGAGUGAUGAGGUCAACAUAAUUUUUCACGUUGCAGCGUCCGUAAAUUUUCGCGAAUCUCUUAAAAUAGCGACUUUCACCAACAUUAAAGGGACCAGAGAGAUUCUAAAAUUAGCUAAGGCUUGCAAGCAUUUAAAAUCGGUUGUCCACGUUUCUACAGCGUACUCCCACGCCACAAAGGAUCGUAUUAAAGGAGAUGUUAAAGAUGAUUUCUACCAGAGUCCAAUACCUCCUGAAACAAUGAUACAACUCGCUAAAAGUGUGGGUGACGAUAAACUUGAUGCCAUGAUCGAACCAUUUAUGGAUCAAUGGCCAAAUAGUUAUGCAAUCACAAAAGCAGUCGCUGAAGAGCUCGUCAGAGUCAUGGGAGAAGGCUUGCCUAUUUGCAUCGUUCGACCAGCAAUCGUGGUAUCUGCGUACAGGGAACCAAAGCUUGGAUGGGUUGACGUUAAAAAUGCGUAUGGACCAAGCGGGAUAAUACUUGGACUUGGACUAGGCGUUAUACGGACUUUAUUGGCUGACAACAUAAAAAUCGACUUUAUAUAUAUAGCAGGAAACCAACAGCCAAUUAUUUAUACAGUUAGUGGCAAAAGAAAUCCACUGACUUUCUGGGAACUUGUGGAUGUCGUGAAUAAUGAAGGAAGAGCUCUUAUACCAACAAAAGCAUUAUGGUAUUGUGGCGCAUUUAUUACCCCAUACAAGUUUCUGUACUUAAUACUAACACUGAUAUUACAUUACAUUCCUGCUGCUAUAAUUGAUGGAUGCUGUUUGUUGGUUGGACAAAAAGCAAGGUUAUUUAAGGUACACAAUUUGGUGCAAUCCCUUUCGUCGGCGUUAGCGUAUUUCACAAACAAUGAAUGGAACUUCCACGACGCGAACACUCUGAGUCUACACAACAAGUUAUCGGAAACUGACAAAGUAAUAUACAAUUGUGAUAUUUCAUCUGUAGACAUGAAGGAAUUCGUUUUAGUUUGGUGUUACGGAGUUGUAAAAUAUAUCGUAAAAGAAGACAUGGAGAACAGAAGUUACGCCUUAUGGAAGCAGUCGGUGUUGAGAAUAGUACAUUAUAUAGUACUCCCAUUGUACUUGUACGGGUUAUUUAAACUGACUAUUUGGUCCCGAUUUUGCAAGACCAAAUAA